AUGCCCACAUUCCAAGAAACUAAAGUUGGCUGGAUCGUGACUGGUCGCUAUACACCAAAUACUAAACAAUCAAUAGCAAAAUGUAUGGUAUCAUAUUCAGAACCAAAUGAUCUUGAUGAACAAAUUCAAUUUUUAUGGCACAUGGAAGAAGUACCUCCACCAGCAAAUAAGUGGACAGCCGAACAGCAGUUGUGUGAAUCACAUUUCGUGACAAAUGUAGAAACCAAUUCUCAAGGAAGAAUCUUUGUGUAUGAAUAUGAGCAAAUGGGACAUAUGUCACUCAUUUCGAAUCCCAAUAUUAAUACUCCACACUACUUUACACCCCACCAUUGCGUUCUGCGUCCAAACAGUACAAGCACCAAGCUUAGAGUUGUGUUUGACGCCUCGGCCGUAACUUCAACAGAAAAAUCUUUGAACGAUAUUCUUUUAGUGGGACCAACUAUACAAGAUGAAUUGUUCUUACAAGUUCUUCGUUUUCGUUUGUAUAAAUAUGCGCUCACCGGUGACAUCACUAAAAUGUAUCGAAUGUUUUUGGUGCAUGAAUCGGAUCGUCCAUUUCAGCAAAUAUUGUGGAGAUCUAGUGAGACACAAGCAGUUAGUGUUUAUCAGCUCAACACUAUAACGUACGGUGUGUCGGCUUCACCAUUUUUGGCCAUACGUAGCCUACAUUUUCUAGCUGAUAAAUUCGAAGGCUCACAUCAAACAGGCGGUACAAUAAUUCGAAACCAUUUUUAUGUAGAUGACAUGAUAACAGGGGCGAACACAAUAGAUGAGCUAAUUAAAAACGAAGUUGUUUACAUUUUAUCGAAAGGUGGUUUAGAAUUAGCAAAAAUUCAAUCAAAUCACCCUGAUUUCCUAUCGGAUGACAUAUAA
Calliphora vicina (urban bluebottle blowfly) is the source of this 873-nucleotide messenger RNA. RefSeq lists its product as uncharacterized. NCBI's taxonomy places the organism in Eukaryota, Metazoa, Arthropoda, Insecta, Diptera, Calliphoridae. The record is from RefSeq and is a predicted model, not a curated record. The coding region runs from base 1 to 873 and encodes 290 amino acids. The transcript has 2 exons.